CCGCGCGCCGCUCCGCGUCGUCAUCCGUUCCCGCACGGCUGACGGGGGCGCGGGCAGCGGCGGCGGCAUGACCGAGAGGCGGCUCACCGCCGAGCCACCAACUAUUACAGAAGAAGGAUUUGAAGAUUCUUUGGCAACAGAUGAUUUCCUUGUGGACUACUUUAAUGAAUUCCUAAGCCUUCCAACCUUUUCAGAGGCAAUUAGAUUUAAUGUGGACUAUGGAGUUUUUGAAGUAGUUAACAAUGCUCCACAACUUCUGGAAAAGCAACUGAAAAAAAUUCUCUUCAACCAGCAACCUCGAAAUCCCAUCUAUGAUGUUGUAAGAAAAGGAAGGAGUGAUAUUAAACCUGUUCAAGUGAAUGCCCCUUAUGAAGAUGAGACCAUUAGUGUCAACUACAAUAUCAUGUGUCUCAAUCGUGAACAAGGUAUUCACUGGGUCAAAAAAGAAAGACUUCCAGCAUUUCUGGAAAGUGAUUGCUACUUUGAAUACAGGUUAGCCAAAUUGGUUUCACAAGUAAGAUGGAGUGAAUCAGGCAUGAAUAUCACAUUAGGUGCAGAUUUUUCUCCCUGGGUCCUGAAAAAACCAACCAGUCCACCACCUCCUCCUGUUGAAGAAGAUGAUGUUAUAAGUAUGAAAAAGUUCUGCAUUUCUCUUGGCAAGGCCUCCUAUACUCAAACAAAAGAUUGGUUUGCAUUAGCAAAACAAAAUCAGCAAACAGUAUCAACCUUUUCAUUACCUUCUUGUGUAUUACACAACAAAAUUGGAUCACCAGUUAAUUCAUCUGUUUCUGAGAGUUUUAUCUUUGAUGAUGGAGUUCACCCCAGGACGAAAAAGAGCCCAUCUACAGCCACUAGGUUAAUUUCCGAAUUUGAAGAAGAUGGGCCUGUAUCUCUACAAGACACUCCUUCUCAAGCUCUUUUGAGGACAUACCUUGAAAAGCAACAGGAUGUUGAUGAAAGCCUGACAUUGCAUUUCUCAACAUGUGAAGAAUUUUUAAGAUCUUAUAUAAACUUUGUUUUGAGAGUGGCAAUUCAUCAAAUUCUUGGAGCACCACUUAGAGAAAGCCCAGAUUAUAUAAAUUUCAGAAAUGUAACAGAAGUGGUAUUUGAUGAGUGUUUGGGGACUACCUCUGGCAAGAAUGUUUUGCGGAGUGAAAUGCUAAAGGAAAAGUCGGAAGACAUGUUAGCACAAGCAGUUUCAAAAACUGAGAGCGUUGGACUAGAAAGCAGGGCUAAUUGGUGUAUUUCUCACAAAACUUAUGACAUUGGCAAUAGAAAGGAGUUCGAAAGAUUUAAGAAAUUUAUUAAAGGUACAUUAGGGGAGAGAUAUUGGUGGCUCUGGAUGGAUAUUGAGAGGUUAAAAGUUCUUAAGGAUUGUGGAAGACAUCAAAGACAUAUUGAGAAGAUGAAAAAAUGCUAUCUAGUGAGCAGUGGAGACUGCUACCUUUCUGCAGAAAUCUUAUCAAAAUUUAAACUGCUAGAUGGAUCUCAGUGGAAUGAAGAACACUUAAAAAAUAUUCAGACUGAGGUUGUAAAACCCUUACUUCUUUAUUGGGCACCGAGAUUCUGUGUUACUCAUUCAUCCUCAACAAAACAUGCUAGUGCUGAACUGAAAUUCUGGCACCUUCGUCAAGAGAAACCAAGGAAAGAUGUCGACCCUUUUCCACAAAUGGCAACCCUCUUGCCAUUAAGACCUAAAUCUUGCAUUCCACAGAUACCUGAGAUGCAGAAAGAAGAAUCCAGUUUAUUACAACUUUCUAAAUCUCCCAAGAAACCACCUAGAGUAAAAACAGCAAUUCAAAAACCUUGGAAGAGUGAGUCUUUGAAUCCAGUUUUUCCUAAGGAUGAUGUGAUUAAGAAAGGGUCAAGGCACAUGUCAGAAAGCAGCAAAAUUAUUUGUUUAGCAUCUUUUACUGACAUUUCUGAAUGUCUGAAGCCCCAGCUGGGUAGAAGAUAUACUUAUACAGAAGAACCUGUGAUUAAAACCAUGGCAGAUGGUGCCUUGGGAGGAUUUCACAUGGAAAAUUUGUUGCAAUCUUUGUAUGUAGAAAAUAGAGCUGGAUUCUUCUUUACUAAAUUCUGUGAGAACUCAGGGAACAAGUUGUGGAAGAACAGUGUGUACUUUUGGUUUGACCUACAAGCUUAUCAUCAGCUUUUCUACCAAGAAACAAUUCACCCUUUUAAAGUAUGCAAGCAAGCUCAAUAUCUUUUUGCCACAUACAUUGCUCCUUCAGCCACUCUUGACAUUGGACUCCAACAGGAAAAGAAAAAAGAAAUUUAUAUGAAAAUACAGCCGCCAUUUGAAGACCUUUUCGACACAGCAGAAGAAUAUAUCCUUCUCCUCCUUCUUGAGCCUUGGACAAAGAUGGUAAAAUCAGACCAAGUUGCUUACAGAAAGGUGGAGCUGGUGGAGGAAACUCGACAGCUAAAUUCCACAUACUUCAGAAAGCUACAGGCUUUGCAUAAAGAGACAGUUUCCAAGAAAGCUGAGGACACUACUUGUGAAAUUGGAUCUGGUAUUUCACCACUUCCUCAUGUCUCUAAACAAACAGAAUACUGGAAUAAUGUUCCUGCAGAAUAUAGGCAUUUUAAUUUUAAUGAUCUGCUUAACAACAAACUGGAGUUUGAACAUUUUCAUCAGUUUCUUGAGGCUCAUUCUUCAAGCAUGGACCUUAUGUGCUGGACAGACAUUGAACAGUUCCGAAGAAUAACUUACAGAGAUCGAAAGCGAAGGGAGGCAGAAUCUAUGUACAUUAAAAACAAGUACCUUAAUAAAAAAUAUUUCUUUGGACCCAACAGUCCAGCUUCUCUGUAUCAACAGGACCAGAUAAUGCAUUUAAGUGGUGGCUGGGGAAAGAUUCUCCAUGAGCAGCUUGAUGCAGCUGUUCUAAUUGAAAUUCAGAAGCAUGUCCUAAAUAGGCUAGAAAAUGUGUGGUUGCCAUUGUUUCUUGCAAGUGAACAGUUUGCAGCACGUCAAAAGAUAAAGGUACAGGUGAGAGACAUAGCUGAAGAACUUUUACUACAGAAGCAUGAAAGGAAGAUUGGAGUCUGGAAGCCUGUGGAGAGUAAGUGGAUAUCGUCAUCUUGUGAUAUCAUUGCUUUCCGUAAAGCAUUAUUGAAUCCAAUUACCACAAGACAGUUUCAACAGUUUGUGGCUCUAAAAGGAGAUUUAUUGGAAAAUGGGGUGCUCUUUUGGCAAGAAGUACAAAAGUAUAAGGACUUGUGCCAUUCUCAUUGUAGUGAAUCCCUCAUCCACAAGAAGAUCAUGACUAUUAUCAACUGCUUUAUUAAUUCCAGUAUUCCACCAGCUUUACAAAUUGACAUUCCAUUAGAGCAAGCCCAGAAGAUUAUUGAACACAGGAAGGAGUUGGGACCAUAUAUAUUUAGAGAGGCACAGAUGACAAUUUUUGGAGUUCUGUUUAAAUUUUGGCCUCAGUUUUGUGAGUUUAGGAAGAACUUAACUGAUAAAAAAAUUAUGAGUGUUUUGGAGAGAAGACAAGAAUAUCGUAAGCAGGAAAAAAAAUCGGUAGUCACGGAAGACGAAAAAUUUGCAGAGGAUGGAAUCAAACAAUAUCCAAGUACUUCAGGAUCUGCUAUCAAAACAGCUGCUUUAAUCAGUGACCCAGGUUUAGGCCAGCACGCGUACGGCCAACAGCCAACCUGGUGCUACUCAAAGUACAUAGAAGCCUUAGAACAGGAAAGGAUUCUUCUUAAAAUUCAAGAAGAACUAGAAAGAAAGUUGUUUGCAGCCACACCAUCUUUUACAAAUUUCAAGUCUACUGCUUCCGCUGUCUUUGAAAAAGACCAUAUCUUCCCACAACAUUCAGAAGCACAGGCUCCGGAUGCGCAGGCUCAGCGCCCAUGGCUCACUGGCCUAGCCGCUCCACGGCAUGUGGAAUCCUCCCGGACUGGGGCACAAACAUGUGUCUCCUCCAUCGGCAGGCGGACUCUCAACCACUGCGCCACCAGGGUAGCCCCCCUCAUUGUAGUUUUGCUUUGCAUUUCUCUAAUAGUUAGUGAUGUUGAGCAGCUUUUCAUGUGCUUCUUGGCCAUCUGUAUGUCUUCUACGGAGAAAUGUCUAUUUAAGUCUUCUGCCUAUUUUUGAAUUGAGUUGUUUAUUUCAUUAAUAUUGAGCUGCAUGAGCCAUUUAUAUUUUUGGAGAUUAAUCCUUUGCCCAAUGAUUCAUUUGCAAAUAUAUUCUCCCAUUCUGUGGGAUGUCUUUUCGUCUUGUUUAUGGUUUCCUUUGCUGUGCAAAAGCUUUUAAGUUUCAUUAGGUCCCAUUUAUUUAUUUUUGUUUUUAUUUCCAUUACUCUAGGAGGUGGAUCAAAAAAGAUCUUCCUGUGAUUUAUGUCAAAGAGUGUUCUUCCUAUGUUUUCCUCUAAGAGUUUUAUAGUGUCUGUCUUACAUUUAGGUCUAAUCCACUUUGAGUUUAUUUUUGUGUAUGGUGUUAGGGAGUGUUCUAAUUCAUUCUUUUACACGUAGCUGUCCACUUUUCCCAGCACCACUUAUUGAAGACACUGUAUUUUCUCCAUUGUAUAUCCUUGCCUCCUUUGUCAUAGAUUAGUUGACCAUAAGUGUGUGGGUUUACCUCUGGGCUUUCUAUCUUGUUCCAUUGAUCUAUGUUUCUGUUUUUGUGCCAGUACCAUAUUGUCUUGAUUACUGUAGCUUUGUAGUAUACUCUGAAGUUAGGCAGUCUGAUUCCUCCAGCUCCGUUGUUUUCCUUCAAGACUGCUUUUGCUAUUCAGAGUCUUUUGUGUCUCCACAUAAAUUUUAAGAUGAUUUGUUCUAGUUCCGUAAAAAAUGCCAUUGGUAAUUUGAUAGGGAUUGCAGUGAAUCUGUAGAUUGCUUUCAGUAGUAUAGUCAUUUUCACAAUAUUGAUUCUUCCAAUCCAAGAACAUGGUAUGUCUCUCCAUCUAUUGGUAUCUUUAAUUUCUUUCAUCAGUGUCUUACAGUUUUCUGCAUACAGGUCUUUUGUCUCCCUAGGUAGGUUUAUUCCUAGGUAUUUUAUUCUUUUUGUUGCCAUGGUAAAUGGGAGUGUUUCCUUAAUUUCUUUUUCAGAUUUUUCAUCAUUAGUGUAUAGGAAUUCAAGAGAUUUCUGUGAAUUAAUUUUGUAUCCUGCAACUUUACCAGAUACAUUGGUUAGCUCUAGUAGUUUCCUGGUGGCAUUUUUAGGAUUCUCUAUGUAUAGUAUAAUGUCAUCUGAAAACAGUGAUAGUUUUACUUCUUCUUUUCCAAUUUUUAUUACUUUUAUUCCUUUUUCUUUUCUGAUUACUGUAGUUAGGACUUUGAAAACUAUGUUGAAUAAUAGUGGCAAGAGUGGACAUCCUUGUCUCGUUCCUGAUCUUAGAGGAAAUGCUUUCAGUUUUUCACAAUUGAGAAUGAUGUUUGCUGUGGGUUUGUCGUAUAUGGCCUUUAUUAUGUUGAGGUAGGUUCCCUCUAUGCCCACUUUCUGGAGAGUUUUUCUCUUAAAUCGGUAUUGCAUUUUGUCAAAAUAUUUUUCGGCAUCUAUUGAGAUGAUCAUAUGGUUUUUCUUCUUCAAUUUGUUGAUAUGGUGUAUCACAUUGAUUGAUUUGCGUAUAUUGGAGAAUAGUUUCAUCCCUGGGGUAAACCCCACUUGAUCAUGGUGUAUGAUCCUUUUAAUGUGUUCUUGGAUUCUGUUUGCUACUACUUUGUUCUGGAUUUUUGCCUCUAUAUUCAUCAGUGAUAUUGGUCAGUAAUUAUUUUUUUUGUAGUAUCUUUGUCUGGUUUUGGUAUCAGGGUGAAUGUGGCCUCAUAGAAUGAGUUUGGGAGUGUUCCUCCCUCUGCAAUCUUUUGGAAGAAUUUGAGAAGGAUGGGUGUUGGCUCUUCUAUAAAUGUUUGAUAGAAUUCCCCUGUGAAGCCAUCUGGUCCUGGACUUCUGUUUGUUGGAAUAUUUUUAAACACAGUUUCAAAUUCUUUACUUGUGACAGGUCGGGUCAUAUUUUCUAUUUCUUCCUGGUUCAGUCGUGGAAGGUUAUACCUUUCUAAGAAUUUUUCCAUUUCUUCCAGGUUGUCCAUUUUAUUGGCAUAGAGUUCCUUAUAGUGGUCUCUUAGGAUGAUUUGUAUUUAUGCAGUGUCUGUUGUAACUUCUACUUUUUAUUUCUAAUUUUGAUUUGAGUCCUCACCAUCUUAUUCUUGAUGAGUCUGGCUAAUGGUUUAUCAAUUUUGUUUAUCUUCUCAAAUAAUCAGCUUUUGGUUUCCUGGUCUUUGCUAUUGUUUCCUUUGUUCCUAUUUCAUUUCUUUCUGCUUGGAUCAUUACGAUUUCUUUCCUUCUGGUAACUUGGGUUUUGUUUGUUCUUCUUUGUCUAGUUCCUUUAGGUGUAUGGUUAGAUUGUUUAUUUGAGUUUUUUCCUUGUUUCUUGAGGUAGGCUUGUAUAGCUAUACACUUCCCUCUUAGAAGUUCUUUUGCUGCAUCCCAUAGGUUUUGGAUCAUUGGGUUUUCAUUUUCAUUUGUCUCUAGGUAUUUUUUGAUUUCCUCUUUGAUUUCUUCAGUGAUCUCUUGGUUAUUUAGUAACGUAUUGUUUAACCUCCAUAUGUUUGUGUUUUUUAUGUUUUUUCCUCUCUAAUUGAUUUCUAAUCACAAAGUGUUGUUUGUGGUCAGAAAAGAUGCUUGAUAUGAUUUCAAUUUUAUUAAACUUACUGAGGCUUGAUUUGUGAGCCAAGAUGUGAUCUAUCCUGGAGAAUG
This is a messenger RNA of Globicephala melas (long-finned pilot whale), 6703 nucleotides long. It is a transcript of the gene RGS22, whose product is annotated as regulator of G protein signaling 22. Gene Ontology annotation, cellular component: nucleus; cytoplasm. NCBI's taxonomy places the organism in Eukaryota, Metazoa, Chordata, Mammalia, Artiodactyla, Delphinidae. The record is from RefSeq and is a predicted model, not a curated record. Gene Ontology annotation, biological process: regulation of signal transduction. Gene Ontology annotation, molecular function: G-protein alpha-subunit binding.